CUCCUCUGGCCUCGUCGGCUGCUCGGCGCUAGUCCGGCUUUUGUUGUGUGUCUUUCAGGGCAGGCUGACCCAUCAGCCGGCGGUGAUUUCUGGAUAAUUUAUCUGUUUUGCUGGCCUCUUGCUCCGCCAUAUUACGCACCCUUUGUCCCCCUGCCCCGAGUUCUCGGUUAAAGGAAUAUAAAGGAUCCCAGCGGAGGACUUUGGGCUGGGGAAGUAGUUAUCGGUAUGGGACAGACGGAAGGCUGAGAUUCCACUUUAGAGCUCCUGAUUCCACUCCUUUGGGCUGCGACGGGAAAUAAAAACGUGCAGGAAAACACAAAGAUCACAGGACGCAUGUAGCCGAGGCACAACAACUGCAGAGGUCGCUUUUAAGGCUUGACGAUGGGUUGCGUCAGGAGUAAAGAGGACAAGGGCCCGGCGCUGAAGUACCGAACCGACAACUCUAACAACACGCCCACCAAUGCCCACCUGGGCCACUACGGCCCGGACCCCACCCUGAUGGGUCACUCCCCCGCCAUGAAGACACACAACAACAGCUACAACAGUCACGCCGCCUCCCUCACGCCCUUCGGGGGGGCGUCGUCUAUCAUGACUCCCUUCGGGGGGGCGUCCACCUCCUUCACCUCUGUGGCCGUGAGCAGCCCCUUCCCAGGAAUCAUCCCAGGCGGUGUUACAUUUUUCGUAUCGCUGUACGACUACGAAGCGAGGACGACGGAUGAUCUGUCGUUUAAGAAAGGGGAUCGCUUCCAGAUUAUCAACAACACGGAAGGCGACUGGUGGGAGGCUCGCUCCAUCAACACGGGGCAGAAAGGUUACAUCCCGAGUAACUACGUGGCUCCAGCCGACUCCAUACAGGCUGAAGAAUGGUACUUUGGUAAAAUGGGCCGCAAAGACGCCGAGCGCCUCUUAUUGCAUCCAGGGAACCAGCGGGGAACUUUCUUGGCACGAGAGAGUGAGACGACCAAAGGUGCCUACUCUCUGUCUCUCCGGGACUGGGACGAGGUGAAGGGCGACAACGUCAAACACUACAAGAUCCGAAAGCUGGACAACGGAGGUUAUUACAUCACCACUCGGGCCCAGUUUGAGAAUCUGCAGAAGCUGGUGAAACACUACACAGAACAUUCGGACGGUCUAUGCUACAGGCUGACGACCGUGUGCCCCACGGUGAAGCCUCAGACUCAGGGACUAGCUAAGGAUGCUUGGGAAAUCCCACGAGAGUCUCUCCGACUGGAGCUCAAACUCGGCCAGGGCUGCUUUGGAGAAGUCUGGAUGGGCACAUGGAACGGCACUACUAAGGUUGCCAUCAAGACCCUGAAGCCCGGCACCAUGUCCCCAGAGGCCUUCCUGCAGGAGGCUCAGAUCAUGAAGAAACUCCGGCACGAUAAACUGGUUCCUCUCUACGCCGUGGUGUCUGAGGAGCCCAUCUACAUAGUCACUGAAUUCAUGGCCAAAGGUAGUUUACUGGACUUCAUGAAGGAGGGAGACGGUCGAUAUCUGAAGCUGCCGCAGCUGGUGGACAUGGCUGCACAGAUCGCAGACGGCAUGGCCUUCAUCGAGAGGAUGAACUACAUCCACAGAGACCUGAGAGCCGCCAACAUCCUGGUGGCUGAUAACUUGGUGUGUAAGAUCGCCGACUUCGGCCUGGCUCGGCUCAUCGAGGACAACGAGUACACCGCCAGACAAGGUGCUAAGUUUCCCAUCAAGUGGACGGCCCCUGAAGCCGCUCUGUACGGACGCUUCACCAUCAAAUCUGACGGCUGGUCGUUUGGUAUACUACUGACUGAGCUGGUGACCAAGGGCAGAGUGCCGUACCCAGGUAUGGUGAAUCGAGAGGUUCUUGAGCAGGUGGAGCGAGGGUACCGCAUGCCCUGCCCCCAGGGCUGCCCCGAGUCCCUCCACGAGAUGAUGAGGCACUGCUGGAAGAAGGAGCCGGAUGAGAGACCAACCUUCGAAUACAUCCAGUCCUUUUUGGAAGACUACUUCACAGCCACAGAGCCACUGUACCAGCCCGGGGACAACCUUUAGUUGGGGGGGGGGGGAUUGUUUGGGGGGUGAACUCUGGCUUCAUACAUCAGUGGAGAGCAAAGCCGGGUACAACACAGGACUUCGGCAUGGGAAAAAGCCUUGAUGAGGCUGCAGAGACAAGGUGUCAAAGCUACAAACUAGUCCACAGCCACUCUGGUUUAUCUGCAGAAGCAAGAAGAAAAUGUUCCCUGAAGUAGAGGGACGUCCCUUGGCUAAUCGGGGACCAAAUGUUUGGGGAAAUGUCCAACUGUGCAGAUUGGUGCUGGUACUUUAAGCUUUGGGAAGCCUGCUCAUCAGAAUAAUCCACAUGGACCGGCCACAACACUGUGAUCAAACAGAGAGGGGCUGUCUUCUCAUUUUAAAUUGAUGGCUACUUGCAGGCGCACCAUUUUUUACUUUUUUAAAUGCCCCCUCUCAUCUAAUUCAAUCCCAAUUUAUUUUACACAGUUCUUUGAUAUUGAAGUCAAGAUCUUUUGUAUGUACAUGAGUUUGGUUUUUAAAUGCAGGUUGAUGGGUUAUGUUGUUGACCAACAACUAUGGUUGAAAUGUCAGUGUGUGCUGCGUCUGUGAAGCUGUGAUGGAGGAGGUGCGAGGAGGAGGAGGAGGUGCGAGGAGGAGGAGGUGCGAGGAGGAGGAGGAGGAGGAGGAGGAGGAGUAAAUGGACUGGUUGUACUUUACGGAUGAACGAAUGUACGGAGAGAUCAAAGCAGAUGUACACACAGUACGUGCAAAGAUGUAUUUUCAGCAGGUGUGAUCAGGUGGAUGAGUGAGAACAUGAGAAGGCCGUGUUUAGAAAUCCUACAAAUGAUAUUUAAUACGGUCGCUUGAAUGGCAAAUCACAUCGGAUUUUAAUAUGCUUUUUUAAUUGUUUUUUAAUUUAAACGGGGACUUGAAAUCAUAAACAGCUAUUUUGAUAAUAUUCAUGUGCGAUAACUUUUUUCCUGUUUAACAUUUUAUAAAUGUUUUGAAUAUCAGCUGUGAAAUUGAAGUAUGUUUGAGUAGUUAUCGGAAAUAAGCAUCUUGGUGCAUAUUUCUGAUUGCUGUAAAAGAAUCUUAACAAAGUUGCACAGUUUUAAAAUGGCAGUUUUCCCAUCUAUUCCUGGUGAAGGAUUAUGUUAGAUCUUUUCCAUGAUCAUGUAAAUCAUACAUGCUGCUGUAGUAUUUCUUUCUGUUCUUCUCAGUAAAAUACCACCAAACUAAAACUUAACAUGCCUUUACUCGAAUGAAUUCUCUGUCUAACGGAGGGAAUCCUUUCAUCUAAAUCCUACAACACAAUUUUAAUUUGUAAAUGAACAUAUGCAAAGCCAACCAGCCAUGUGUUAAGGAACAACGGCUGUCAGAUGGUAUUUUCCUCUCUAGCUCCCCUUUAUGGUUUUCUUACUUCCCAUAGUUAUUAAUACCAGACAAAACAAACACUGUGCACACACAGUGGGCAGGUCAGGGCGUUGGUGCUUUUAUAAGUAAUAUAAAAGUCCAAUAAAAGGUUACCUCCACUGUCUGUCCAGCGGUAUGAGAUGGGAAAUCGUACUGUCAUUCGAUAAGUAAUAAUAAGGAUCGGACAAAGAUGUGAAUUUCUUUUGUUUUUCUUUGUGUUUCACUCACAAGCUAAUAUGUGAUUGUUCCUGAAAAUGGAACUUGACCUGGUGGGGAGAUGAUAAUGACAUUACUGAGAAUGGUAACUAAUAUGAUUUUGUUCAGAAAAAAUAAAAGUUUUUCCUCAAAGGAG
Messenger RNA from Gymnodraco acuticeps, 3751 nucleotides. It is a transcript of the gene yes1, whose product is annotated as YES proto-oncogene 1, Src family tyrosine kinase. Gene Ontology annotation, molecular function: ATP binding; non-membrane spanning protein tyrosine kinase activity; signaling receptor binding. The record is from RefSeq and is a predicted model, not a curated record. The transcript has 12 exons. NCBI's taxonomy places the organism in Eukaryota, Metazoa, Chordata, Actinopteri, Perciformes, Bathydraconidae. Gene Ontology annotation, cellular component: extrinsic component of cytoplasmic side of plasma membrane. Gene Ontology annotation, biological process: cell differentiation; cell surface receptor protein tyrosine kinase signaling pathway; innate immune response. The coding region runs from base 382 to 2025 and encodes 547 amino acids.